AUGAACGCUAUCCGCUCUCUCCCCCUCAUCAACCGCCCGUCGCGCACGUCGACGCCGGCUGCCGCCGCUACUGCGACCGGUGCGGCGACCGUUCAGCCGCUGGGUCCUCCUCCGGUUCCGCGCCCUGGCCACCCCUUGGCCCAGGUCAUGGCAGCGCCUACCCCGACGCCGGCCCGCUCCCAGUCCGUCCCAGGACGCAAGGGCCCGAGCCCGCCGCCAAGCCGUGCUCAGACUCCGCGUUCUGCUGCCACUCCUCUGCCGGCCAGUGGCGCCGAGACCCCUCAGGGUGGCCACAUGGACGCGAUCGGUCUCCGUCUCAACGACACCGUUAACAAGGCUUGCCUCGGCGUCGACGGCAAGAACAAGAAGGGAUUCCGCAAGGGCGCCGGCUGGACUGUCGGCGAGAGCAUUGCCAACGUACUCCCGCCUGCCCCCGCCGAUGCCUACCUUGUUCGUGCCAUUCUUCGCACGACCGUGCGCUCGCUCUCGAUCUACGUCUCGCGUCUCGACUCGCUGCUGCUUCCGGCUCUCUCGGACCCGCUCUUUGCGUCGCCGAUCAACCUCACGCAGCCGGCCAAUGUGUCGUCGCCCCUCAACCCUACGCAGGCGUUUGCCGUCUCGGUCGCACACUGCGCUUGGGAGACGUGCGAGUGCCUCGAGCAAAUGCUCGAGACUGGCAAGUACCCUCGCUUUGUCGAGGACACCCUCCGCCCGACCAUGGACAAGUUUGACCUCGUUGUCGGCAAGGUCGUUCGCCCUAUCCUCCUGGCCGUCAAGGUCGAACUCGAGGCGAGCAUCAGCAAGACCCACGGCGUGGCCCCCAAGGCUCCCGCUGGCCCUGCCACGGUUCCCGCGUCUGCCACUCCCGUGGUCCGCGUCACCAAGGAGCACUCUGGCAGCGGCCACCCCCGCCAGAUUGCUGUUCCCAGCUGCCUCCAGCAGUUUGCCAGCCGCGUCGACGGCUCGCGCAAGGUUUUCGAGGCCGUCGCCGGCCCAUGCUCGCACGACGGCGAGGGAUGGGUGGCCAAGGUGAUGGUCGCGGUCGUGUGGCGCGGCAUGCGCGUCAUCACCGAGAACGACCACAUCACCCUCCUCAACCGCACUCCCAGCCCGGGCAGCGUUCAGCGUGCCCUCUCGGGUCUCAGCAAGGACGCUACGCCCACCGCAGCUCAUACCUCGCCCUCCCUCGGCAAGAUGGCCUCGCUUGGCAUCCUUCCUUCCCGAAGCGCCUCGCGCCCUCCCUCGCCGCCGCGUGGCACCAACUGCGACCCGUCGACCCACGCCCUCAUGUCGUUUGAGGGCCUCGUCAAGCGCCUCGUCGGCGGCCUUGUGCAGCCUCCCACCGCCGCCCCCGCGGCUGUGGACAGUGCCGACCAGCAGGCCGAGCUGAUCGCCCGUGAGGCCAUGGCGGAGGCCAUGGAGGCUCUCGAGUCUGCCAUUAUCGCGUCAAUGGCCGUCCACGGCGACAACGCGUCUGCACGCAUCCUCGCCUCUGUCCGCCGCCUCCGUGACGACAUUGAUGACCCGGCCGAGGACAAGCUCGACGACGCCCUGGAGGACCUUCCCUCGGUCUCCCUCUUUGGCACCAUCCUGCGUCGCGCCAACGCCGCCCUCGCCCACGUCCCGGCAACCAGCGAGAAGGACUCGGACCCUCUCCGCAUUCGGGAGCCGUGCGAGAUCUGGGGCUGGACCGUGGCCGAGUACGAGCGCCAGGUGGUCUCGGGCUUUGGCCCCGCUGAGGAAUGGGGACCCCGUGUCGCCCGCGCCCUCAAGCCCGAGAUCGAGACCAUGCUCUCGCGCCUCGCCACCGUCGUCGCGUACCAGGGCGACAAGUCGCACAAGGAGACCGUCGAGGCCUCGGAGUGGGUUCGCGCCCUCGGUGUCGCCCUCGACGCUCGCGCUGGGGUCAAGGUCGCCAACGCGACUUAG
Apiotrichum porosum is the source of this 1929-nucleotide messenger RNA. RefSeq lists its product as uncharacterized. The record is from RefSeq and is a predicted model, not a curated record. Lineage: Eukaryota; Fungi; Basidiomycota; Tremellomycetes; Trichosporonales; Trichosporonaceae. Bases 1 to 1929 code for a protein of 642 amino acids. The transcript is spliced from 2 exons.